Messenger RNA from Athalia rosae (coleseed sawfly), 1838 nucleotides. RefSeq names its product venom acid phosphatase Acph-1-like. Lineage: Eukaryota; Metazoa; Arthropoda; Insecta; Hymenoptera; Athaliidae. Gene Ontology annotation, molecular function: phosphatase activity. The transcript is spliced from 6 exons. The coding region runs from base 614 to 1726 and encodes 370 amino acids. The record is from RefSeq and is a predicted model, not a curated record. Gene Ontology annotation, biological process: dephosphorylation.
GCAAGAUUUCAAUACCGUUCGUAAUAAUUACGGUCGACGUUCAUACGGCAUUUCUCGCAUUUCCAUGAAUGCUAAUAAUUUUUAAAAACACAUAUAUUGGCAAUUAUCAUUACGUCAUGGUGAUUCUCUGCAGGCUGAUAAUCUCCUUUAAAAGGCUCCUAUGAGAAGAGAUACGAACAAUAAUUUCGUUGAAGUGAUAAAAGUGCAAUUUGUGACUAAAUGAAGACUAUCAACGAUGAUGUCAUACAAUUAUCGUAACUUUUUUAACGUCCGACCUUGUCAGCUGGUAAAAUCAUGAUGGAUAGUUUUUGACGGCAAGGUGUAGCGUUUAUUGCAAAGUAUUUCAAUUAUAAGCUAUUCCGUACAGCUGGUUGAAUGUAUCGUUCUCGAGCUCGAGUCUUGUUCGUUCUACAAUAGAUUCUUGUCUCACAAUUGGUUGAACAGAUUUGUAAAAUAGUACGUAAUUAUUGAUCGUUGAACCAUUCGCCUGGAGAAUUGACAAUACCAGCGCAGAGUUUCUCCUUUUCACUCCGAAAUCUAUCAUUCAUCGGGGUGGAUCGACUUCGCUUACAUCAAGAUUCAAUUUUUUAUUGUGUCGAGUUAGCUGGUAAUCAUGAAGAACGUUUUAGCAUUCGUGUGUUGGUGCAUAGUGAUGAACAAAGAAGUUGUAUUCGGUGACACAGUUGAAAAUGAGGCUAAAGUAAAACUGCUGAGUGUCUUGUUCAGGCACGGUGAUCGCACUCCCGACCCAAGCAUAGGUGGAACUUAUCCGAACGAUCCGUAUCAGAAUUACACUUACUUUCCAGUUGGUCUAGGUGGUCUGACGAAUAAAGGAAAAAUGCGCGUUUUUAAACUUGGACAGGCGCUAAGAUUGAAGUACGAUGAGUUCCUAGGUGAUCUCUAUUACCCCGAUGUGCUCGAAGGUCGUAGCACGGAUUACGACCGGACGAAAAUGGCGCUUCAAAUGGUUCUGAACGGUCUUUUUCCUCCAGCACCGAUUCAGCAAUGGAAGGACGGGGUGGACUGGCAACCGAUUCCCACCGUAUACUUUCACGAGGAGGAGGAUUGGGUUCUGCGUUCCGAUCUGUGUCCUAAAUAUAUCGUUGAGUCCAAUCGUUAUCUGAACAGUGCGGAAUUUCGCGAACGCUUAGCCGAGCACAAGAAUCUGACGGAAUUUCUUGAAAAAGUCACCGGCGAAUCGUCGAUGAAUGCCGAUGAUUUGUUUGUACUCCACAGUACUCUUAUCACGCAAUUGCAAAUGGGGCUCGAUAUUCCAGAAUGGGCUACCGAACUUUUAUCAAAUGGUCGACUGGAAGAUGCUGCCAGUCUGAGGCUUGAGGCAUUUAAAGGCAAUGAUGAGCUGAAGAGAUUAUGGGGAGGAAUGUUACUGCGCAAGAUUACCGACGAUUUCCUGAGUUAUCGAAACGGAAGCCUACCGGAUGGCAGAAAAAUUUUCCUUUACUCUGCCCACGAUCUUAACGUCGCUGGUCUCCUGAGUACUCUUGGAGUAUACGAUUCCCGCUUUCCCCAAUAUUCCAGCGCUGUCAUCAUUGAGCUUUUGGAAUACGAGAACGAUUAUUUCGUCAAGGUGAUCUACUAUCUCGGCAUCCCUCCGAAGUUUAUCGUUAUGCAGAUACCAGGGUGUACUCAGCUGUGCCCUUUGGAUAAAUUUCUUUACCAGUUAGAAAACGUCAUUGCAACAGAUGAGGAUAUCAAGUGCAAUUAAUUAAAAGUUCUGCAGUUUCUACUAGCACGUAGUUGUGUAAUUAAUUUACUAGAAUAUUGAACAAACGUAUUUCAAAUAUUAGUUGUUAAAUUAUAAAAAAUGAAGAAAAUGA